GCAGCUCCCACCACGAUGCCCGCGGCUUUAGGGCUGCUGCUGCCGUGGCUGAGCCUGGUGGGUGCCCUGCAGCCGGGGCUGGAACCCCCCGAGUUCGACCCCACCGAGGCUGGGGCCGUUCUCUUCGCCGAUGCCUACAACAGCACGGCGGAGAUCGUCCUGUUCCAAAGCGUGUCCGCCAGCUGGGACUACAACACCAACCUGACGACCGCCAACGCUGCCCUGCAGGUCGAGGCAUCGCUGGAGGAACAAAACUUCACAGAAUUGUGGGGCAAGAAAGCCAAAGAGCUGUAUGGCAACAUCUGGAGCAAUUUCAGUGACACACAGCUGAAGAAAAUCAUCGGCUCCAUCCAGACCCUGGGGCCCUCCAACCUGCCCCUGGACAAGCGGCAGCAGUACAACAGCAUCCUGAGCGACAUGGACAAAAUAUACUCCACAGCCAAGGUGUGCCUUGACAACGGGACCUGCUGGGAUCUGGAGCCAGACAUCUCAGACAUCAUGGCCAGCUCCCGCAGCUACAAGAAGCUCCUCUACGCCUGGGAGGGUUGGCACAAUGCUGCAGGCAUCCCACUGCGUGCCAAGUACGAGGAGUUCGUGACGCUGAGCAACGAGGCGUAUCAGAUGGACGGAUUUGAGGACACAGGCAGCUACUGGCGCUCCUGGUACGACUCUACCACCUUCGAGGAUGACCUGGAGCAUCUCUACAACCAGCUGGAGCCACUCUACCUCAACCUGCACGCUUUUGUCCGAAGAAAGCUCUAUGAUCGCUAUGGCUCCAAAUACAUUAACUUGAAGGGCCCCAUCCCUGCUCACCUCCUCGGAAACAUGUGGGCUCAGCAGUGGAAUAAUAUCUAUGAUCUAAUGGUCCCCUACCCUGAUAAGCCCAACCUGGAUGUCACAAGCACCAUGGUGAAUCAGGGCUGGAAUGCCACCCACAUGUUCCGGGUCUCGGAGGAGUUCUUCACUUCCCUGGGGCUGCUGGAGAUGCCACCUGAAUUCUGGGAGAAGUCCAUGCUGGAGAAGCCAACAGAUGGCCGGGAAGUGGUGUGUCAUGCCUCAGCAUGGGACUUCUACAACCGUAAGGACUUCAGGAUCAAGCAGUGCACAACAGUGACCAUGGAGCAGCUGUUCACAGUGCACCACGAGAUGGGCCACGUGCAGUACUACCUGCAGUACAAGGACCAGCCUGUCUCCUUCCGUGGUGGUGCCAACCCUGGCUUCCAUGAGGCCAUUGGUGAUGUCAUGUCCCUGUCCGUCUCCACUCCCAGCCACCUUCAGAAAAUCGGGCUCCUCAGCAGUGCUGUCGAGGAUGAAGAGAGCAACAUCAACUACUUGCUGAAGAUGGCUUUGGAGAAGAUUGCCUUCCUGCCCUUUGGCUACCUCAUCGACCAGUGGCGCUGGAAUGUGUUCAACGGCCGCACGCCCCCGAGCCGUUACAACUACGACUGGUGGUACCUGAGAACCAAAUACCAGGGUAUUUGUGCUCCAGUUUCAAGGAAUGAAAGCAACUUCGACCCCGGAGCAAAGUACCACAUCCCUGGGAACACCCCUUACAUCAGGUACUUUGUGAGUUUCAUCCUCCAGUUCCAGUUUCACAAGGCGCUGUGCCAGGCGGCCAACCACACCGGUCCCCUGCACACCUGUGACAUCUACAUGUCCAAAGAGGCUGGAGACAAACUCAGGGAGGUGUUGAAGGCUGGGUCUUCCAAGUCGUGGCAGGAAAUCCUGUUCAACUUCACUGGCACGGAUAAGAUGGAUGCUGGGGCACUCCUGGAGUAUUUCAGCCCUGUCACCGCCUGGUUGCAGGAGCAGAACAACAAGACCAACGAGGUGCUGGGCUGGCCUGAGUACGACUGGCGUCCCCCUGUCCCUGAAGACUACCCUGAAGGCAUCGACAAAAUAGUAGAUGAAGAACAAGCUAAGGAGUUCUUGUCCGAGUACAACAGCACGGCUGAAGUGGUGUGGAAUGCUUACACUGAGGCAUCCUGGGACUACAACACCAACAUCACUGACCACAACAGGGAAGUCAUGCUGGAGAAGAACUUGGCCAUGUCCAAGCACACCAUUGAGUAUGGCUUGAGAGCCAGGGAGUUCGACCCCUCGGAUUUCCAGGACGAAACUGUCACCCGCAUCCUCAAUAAGUUGAGUGUCCUUGAGAGGGCAGCCCUGCCUGAGGAUGAGCUGAUGGAGUACAACACCCUCCUCUCAGAUAUGGAGACCACAUACAGCGUAGCCAAGGUCUGCAGGGAGGACAACACCUGCCACCCCUUGGAUCCUGACCUCACAGACAUCCUGGCUACCUCACGGGACUAUAAUGAGCUCCUCUUUGUCUGGAAGGGCUGGCGGGAUGCUUCUGGGGCGAAAAUCAAGGACAAAUACAAGCGAUACGUGGAACUGAGCAACAAGGCAGCUGUGCUCAAUGGAUACACAGACAAUGGAGCUUACUGGAGAUCCCUGUAUGAGACAUCCACCUUUGAGGAAGAUCUGGAGAGGCUGUACCUGCAGCUGCAGCCUCUGUACCUCAACCUGCAUGCCUACGUACGUCGAGCCCUGUACAACAAAUAUGGAGCAGAGUACAUAAACCUGAGGGGUCCCAUUCCUGCUCACUUGCUGGGGAACAUGUGGGCCCAGUCAUGGUCCAAUAUCUUCGACCUGGUGAUGCCCUACCCAGAUGCCACCAAGGUGGAUGCCACCCCAGCCAUGAAACAACAGGGCUGGACUCCCAAGAUGAUGUUUGAGGAGUCAGACCGUUUCUUUACCUCCCUGGGCCUCAUCCCCAUGCCGCAGGAGUUCUGGGACAAAUCCAUGAUUGAGAAGCCAGCAGAUGGGCGGGAGGUGGUGUGUCAUGCCUCAGCCUGGGACUUCUACAACCGCAAGGACUUCAGGAUCAAGCAGUGCACCGUGGUGAACAUGGAUGACCUAAUCACAGUGCACCACGAGAUGGGCCACGUGCAGUACUUCCUGCAGUACAUGGACCAGCCCAUCUCGUUCCGUGAUGGAGCCAACCCUGGCUUCCACGAGGCCAUCGGGGAUGUUAUGGCCUUGUCUGUCUCCACCCCGAAACACCUGCACAGCAUCAACCUGCUGGACCAAGUGACAGAAAAUGAAGAAAGUGACAUCAACUACCUGAUGAGCAUCGCCCUGGACAAAAUUGCCUUUCUGCCCUUUGGAUACCUCAUAGACCAGUGGCGCUGGAGGGUGUUUGAUGGGCAGGUCAAGGAGGAUGAGUACAACCAGCAGUGGUGGAACCUCAGGCUGAAGUACCAGGGCUUGUGCCCACCAGUACCAAGGUCUGAAGAUGACUUUGACCCAGGGGCAAAGUUUCACAUCCCUGCCAACGUCCCCUACAUCAGGUACUUCGUCAGCUUCGUCAUCCAGUUCCAGUUCCACGAGGCGCUCUGCAAAGCAGCUGGGCACACGGGACCCCUGCACACGUGUGACAUCUAUCAGUCCAAGGAGGCUGGGAAGCUCCUGGGAGAUGCCAUGAAGCUGGGUUUCAGCAAGCCAUGGCCUGAAGCCAUGCAACUCAUCACGGGGCAGCCCAACAUGUCAGCAGAGGCCCUGAUGAGCUACUUUGAGCCCCUCAUGACAUGGCUGGUGAAGGAGAACACGAAGAAUGGGGAGGUGCUGGGCUGGCCCGAGUACAGCUGGACUCCUUACACAGCCACCGAAUUCCGAACUGCCACUGACACAACUGAUUUUCUGGGCAUGUCUGUGGGCACCAAAGAAGCCACUGCGGGUGCCUGGGUCCUGCUGGCACUGGCACUUGUCUUCCUGAUCGUCUCCAUUUUCUUGGGUGUCAAGUUGUUCUCAUCAAGGAGAAAGGCCUUCAAAUCCAGCUCGGAAAUGGAACUGAAAUAAGGCAGCCACAGACGGGGGAGCACAGACAGGGUGCGAGCGCGGGCACUUGGGCAGCUGGUGGCAAUGCUGAGGGCACUUCUGCCCACGAAGCCAUGGGUUUCCACAGCCCAGGAUUCCUGUCUCCAAUCAGGUUGGACAUUAAUUUUUUUCCACUAUGCAAGAGCCAAAGCAGAAAAGAGCUAUUUAUUUGCCAAUAUCUGCAUAAAAGGAAGAGAAAUUCAGGCACCGGCAGGCACGGAGCCAUCAGGGACUGCUCCUGUGCCCAGGGGGAGUGAAUCCAGAGCGAACCCCCACCACCCAUCUCCAGCCCCUGUGCCAGGAUGGGCAAAGCCAUGGGGGCUCCAAGUGACAGAGGGCAGGCUUGGGAGGGACAGAGCAUGCUUCUGACCUCUGCCCAUCCCUGGUUUGCCCAUUGCUGGGCUGUUUGUUUGCAUGGAUGAGAAAUAAACCCAUGUCUCGUUACCCCCA
Molecule: messenger RNA, 4329 nt
Organism: Centrocercus urophasianus (Greater sage-grouse)
Lineage: Eukaryota; Metazoa; Chordata; Aves; Galliformes; Phasianidae
Gene: ACE
Product: angiotensin I converting enzyme
Exons: 25
Coding region: 16-3861 (1281 amino acids)
Biological process (GO): proteolysis
Cellular component (GO): plasma membrane
Molecular function (GO): peptidyl-dipeptidase activity; metallopeptidase activity
Source: RefSeq, a predicted model, not a curated record